AUGAAUUGUUUUAAUGGAAUACAAAAUAUAUUAUUUUCUGAACUUCAAAAAGCUGAGUACUAUGACUAUCUGGAAAACUUACCUUUUACUAUCAUAUCGUCAUCCACUAUGUGUGUUUUUCCAGUUAUCAUUGAUCUUUUAAAGUUGGCUUUAACAGAUAAAAUAUUCCAAAUUCAAAAGGCUCAAAUAGACAUCUGCUUUGAAUACUACUCAAGACUGAUUUGUUCUAACGGAUAUGAUACUUGCGAUAAAAUCGAUGAUUUUGAUAAUUCAAAUUGCCUUGAAGACCAUAUUAAUAAACGUCAAAUUGCACUCAAGUCUCUUAUUAAUUGCAUUGGUCUCAUGAAUAUCUUGGAAAUUUGGGAAGUCAAGCAUAUAGCAACAAAUACAACGUCACUUAACUACAUAUCAUUACUUCAUGAUAAUUCUCAUAUCU
Racocetra persica is the source of this 436-nucleotide messenger RNA. The record is from the annotation of a GenBank genome assembly. Lineage: Eukaryota; Fungi; Glomeromycota; Glomeromycetes; Diversisporales; Gigasporaceae.